AUGACAUUUGAAAAGAUUUCUCAGGAUUUCAGCACAGAUGGGCAUUCAGUCUCUCACCGUCAAAGAUUUCGACAAGAUGGAAGCAGACCUGCGUUUCCACACCACCGACUGGUUAUACUGAGUCUGAGCCUGCUGAAUGCUGUUCUGCUGAUAGCUGCUGUUGUCACUGGGAUUUACUGUGUCAAAGCCAAAGACUUUCAGGUUUCAGAUUCAUCUGUUUCACCCUUGUUGAUUGAAAUGAACCAUCUCCGCAACCACAGUGGUAUCAUCAAAGAGAGGCUGGAGGCCCAGGCAAAACUGGUGAAAGAGCGCGCCAACCACGUGCAGCUAAAGCUCCAGGUGAAGCAGAUGAAGGUCGAAAAUGAUUUGCUUCAGCGACAAAUUGAGACACUAAAUGCAGCGAAAUCAAAUCUCCAGACAAAUAAAACUCUCUUAGAGGAAACCUGCGGCAGAUGCCCAACAGGAUGGCUCCUUCUUAAAACAUCCUGUUAUUAUUUUUCUCACCAUGAAAUAAACUCCAGAAAGAACUGGACGGAGAGCAGACAAUACUGCAUUAAUCAGGGCGGUGACUUGCUUGUGAUCAAUAACUUGGAAGAGCAGCUCCUCAUAACCGACAACUUUCAAAAAGUGAGCAGCUCUGGCAUAUGGUGGCAGAAUGGAUACUGGAUUGGCCUCACUGAUGUGGUGACAGAAGGAACGUGGGUCUGGGUUAACAAUGUGACCGAGGUGGAUUCAUUGUACUGGAGAAGUGGGCAGCCCGACAGCUCUGGUGAGGAGAAGAAGAACUGUGCUGCUUUUCUUUUCUUUACCGAUAAUGUGAAGACGUGGUACAAUGUAGAAUGUAGCAGCAAACAGCUGAACUGGAUCUGCGAGAUGGAGCCAAAGCAAACCACAAGGGGAUCUCAAUGA
Messenger RNA from Pelmatolapia mariae (spotted tilapia), 909 nucleotides. Its product is annotated as CD209 antigen-like protein E. The record is from RefSeq and is a predicted model, not a curated record. Bases 1 to 909 code for a protein of 302 amino acids. NCBI's taxonomy places the organism in Eukaryota, Metazoa, Chordata, Actinopteri, Cichliformes, Cichlidae. The transcript has 6 exons.